GAGUGACUUUGGACAAAGGCGGGUAUCCGGAACUAGAAGCUGCUAUUCGACGUCAUCUUGAAGAAACUAGUCUAAUCAGCCACCCACCUUGGCUACUGAAAGUCGUUCAACUGUAUGAGACGCAGCGUGUUCGUCAUGGAAUGAUGGUACUCGGACCAUCCGGGACUGGAAAGACGUGUUGCAUUCAUGCUCUAAUGA
Opisthorchis viverrini is the source of this 198-nucleotide messenger RNA. RefSeq lists its product as hypothetical. Gene Ontology annotation, molecular function: ATP binding; minus-end-directed microtubule motor activity; dynein light intermediate chain binding. The record is from RefSeq and is a predicted model, not a curated record. Gene Ontology annotation, biological process: microtubule-based movement. The transcript has a single exon. The annotation marks the transcript as partial. NCBI's taxonomy places the organism in Eukaryota, Metazoa, Platyhelminthes, Trematoda, Opisthorchiida, Opisthorchiidae. Gene Ontology annotation, cellular component: dynein complex.